This is a messenger RNA of Numida meleagris (helmeted guineafowl), 5338 nucleotides long. Its product is annotated as kinesin-like protein KIF28P. The transcript is spliced from 19 exons. The record is from RefSeq and is a predicted model, not a curated record. NCBI's taxonomy places the organism in Eukaryota, Metazoa, Chordata, Aves, Galliformes, Numididae. The coding region runs from base 1 to 2535 and encodes 844 amino acids. Gene Ontology annotation, cellular component: kinesin complex; microtubule. Gene Ontology annotation, molecular function: ATP hydrolysis activity; ATP binding; microtubule binding. Gene Ontology annotation, biological process: microtubule-based movement; cytoskeleton-dependent intracellular transport.
AUGGACUCCAACAGUACAAGCAUCUAUGAUCCUAGGAAUCCAGGGCAUGUGAAGACCUUCACUUUCGACCUGGCAUACUGGUCUCACAGUGGCUUUCUGAAGGAUGAGAACGGUAUGCUCAUCUCAGCGGGAUCUAACAGUUAUGCAGGCCAGAGAGAAGUCUUUCAUGAUCUUGGCCAAGGAGUGCUGCAGAGUGCCUGGCAGGGUUACAACGCAACUCUCCUAGCAUAUGGACAGACUGGCUCGGGGAAGAGCUACUCCAUGAUUGGUUGCGGUGCAAACAGAGGAUUGGUUCCCAGUGUGUGUGAAGAGCUCUGCAAAGCAAUCCAGGGUCAGGAAAAGAACAAGCAGUACCAGAUUACUUUCAGCAUGCUGGAAAUAUAUAAUGAACAGGUAAUAGACUUGCUGUCUAAGACCAGGAAGCCUGGAGGGCUAAAGAUUAGAGAAGACCAGCAACAAGGAUUUUAUGUGGAUGGUUUGAAGCUGGUGCCUUGUGAUAAUUAUGCACAGAUUGAGAGGUUAAUGGAUCAAGGGAAUAAGAUGAGAACAACGGCUACGACCACCAUGAAUGCUUCCAGCAGUCGAUCCCACAUGGUCAUCACGAUCCAAUUCAAACAGAUUUUCCUAGAUGAAGCUAUCACUAAGCAGUCAGUUAUCAAUCUGGUGGACUUGGCAGGAAGUGAAAGGCAAAAAUCAUCAGGAUCUGAAAAAGACAGAUUGAAGGAAGGAACACGUGUAAAUCUAAGCCUAACCACAUUAGGGAAUGUCAUCAGUGCUCUGGCUGAGGUAGCAACAGGAAAGAAAGUGCUGCAUAUCCCAUACAGGGACUCAGUGCUGACUAAACUCUUGCAAUCUGCUCUUGGGGGGAACAGCAGGACAAUCAUGUUUAGUGAUGGUGUUGUGAAUAAAUUUGAGGACAUUCUACAACUGUUACUUGUACAGGAACUACCAAAGGCAGUUAAUACUUUUGUAUGCUUGCAGAUUGCGGCCUUGAGUCCAGCAGAUAUCUGUUAUGAAGAAUCUUUGUCAACUUUACGAUAUGCUGAAAGGGCAAAAAAGAUCAGGAACAAAGCAGUGGUAAACGCAAGCCCCACAGAAAAGCUUAUAAGGGAACUGAAAGCUGAAAAUAACAAACUAUUGUCCAGAAUGGCUGGGCUCGGGAGCGCAGGGAGAUCAUUAUCCGAUGAAGCACCAGAGCUGCAACUGCUGGCUGAGAGCGAGGGGUGGAUGCGGAGCGCGCAGGUGACGUGGGAGGCUCGGCUGGAGGAGGCCCGGCAGGAGUGGGAGCAGCAGUACGCUGCCAUGAUGCAGGAGAAGUGGAUGAUGGAAACGUUCCCUUAUCUCCUGAAUAUCAAUGAAGAUCCUCAGCUUUCAUGGGUUCUCAAGCAUUUCAUUCAGGAUGGUGCUUAUGAUGUUGGUCAGUCAACCUCAAAUGCUAUAAUCCUAAGAGGUUUGGGCAUUUUGGACAAACAUGCUACAUUCACGAAUGCUGAUGGCAAAGUUACCCUAACGCCACAAGAUAAGUGUAAGGUCGUUGUGAACGGAGUGACCAUCACAGGGGAAACAGAACUGCAGCACUCAGAUCGUGUUAUUUUGGGAUCAAACAGUGCUUACCUCUAUGUCGGACCACCUGCAGAAAGAACAGAGGAGGACCUGAGCAGAUACGACUACGAUUUCUUUCAGUCCGAGCUGGCAGCAGCAGAAGGUUUCAGUGUGGAUAAACUUGGCACUGCAGGCAGCGGGCAGGAUAGAGCAGAUCCCAGUGUCCUGGCGGUAUUUCAUGACUACAUCAAGCUGAUGCCGCUGGUGGAGGAGGUGAAUCAGAUGAGCCAGGAGCUGAGGAAGGACCUCAAAUUUGAAUUGAAGGUGAAAAAUCUGGCCUUAUCAGACUUCAGAGGCCAUGACCUACAAAAGGAAGUAACAGUAAAAGUGACACAUGAAACUACACGGCAGGUGUGGGUAUGGUCGAAGGCCAAGUUCAUUAACAGGAAGUUCCUAAUGGAGGAGCUUUACCAGCGCUUUCUGGAAGGGGAGGACCCGGCUGUGAACCAGGACAGCGAUCCCUUCUGGGACCCAGUGGAGGCUGUCCACGUGGGAUCUGCGCAUGUCUGGCUGCAGGCGCUGGCGUACCGCAUGAGGCUUGGGGAGCAGGCCGAGCUGCUCAACUCUGAGGGGCUGGAGGAGGCUGUUGUGCUGAUAAACCUGUCUCCGUGCUCCAGAGAGGGGAGACUCUUAGGAGAGGACGAGAUGGUCAUUGAUCCUCUGGAGCUGCUGGAAAGAAGGGUUGAUUUCCAGAUUCACGUUGCAGAGUGUGUUGGAGUCAAGUGGCUGCGAGGUGCUGUGGGAAGAGGCAUUCAGAUCGGGUAUUGUGUUGCACCACUUCCCUGCUACAUCAGCAUGAUACCACUUUGUGCUUUUGGUGAAGUCAAGAGCAGGUUUAGCCUUGCUCCUGUGGAAGCCACGAGCCCACAUAACCCAUUAUGUGUUUUGCCUGGGUCUUUGAGCUGCAGUAAGAAUUUAACCUUGAAUCUUUGAAACUACAGAAGAUACGCCAUGUUGGCCUAAAAAUAUCACUCCCAUUUUUUAAAACUCUUUGUUGAGCAAGGAUUUUCAUGGCUUUGUUAUCCACAGAGAAAUGGGUGGGGUGAAGCUGGAGAAAUGCCCCAUGGAUUACUGAAUGGAGUAGGCAGAAAGCUGGAGGUCUCAGGACAAACAAAGGAGUUAUGAAUAUUUUAAAGCUUUUGUGCAUUUUUGACAGCAUGCCACACUGCUCCUGUCAACACAAUAAGUACUAAACAUUAAUAAAGUACGGUGAUAUUUUCACAUGUCCCGUGGGUGCUGAAUGACUGCACAGGGCACUAUAUUGAGCAGGAAAGGAGAGCUGACCUUGAAAUGCUGCAGUAAUUGUUCCUGCUCAGCUUCUGUGUCCGUUUUAAUAGCUGACCUUUUCGGAGACCAAAUUGGUUUUUAAUUAAUUUUGUUAUGCUUGAAUUUUAUGUCUUUAGAUAUAGAGUUUAUGAUCUUCCCCGAUGCUUAUACACAAAGCCUGUCUGGGAAAGCGUCAAUCCGAAGAUAGAAGAAACUGUCCAUUUCUCAGCUCUAAAUGCUUCCUAUGAAUUUUUGAAUUAUUUACAGAAAAAUGCUUUAAUUGUUGAUUUAUGGGGCCUCCAAGGUAUUUCUUUCCUAAAUUUUCACUUUUGAAAGUUGUGUAUUACAUAUUUCAUAUUCAGUGAUGAUUUGUGGAUAGAAUCAGACCAUAUUGUCCAUAAUUAUGGAUAACAGAACUGUUUGCCCAGGGAAUGAACAGCUCAGUUAUUCACACUUUUCAGUAAAACAUUAAUUCAGGAUAUGAAAAAUGGUUAGCGGCUUCCUGGUUAAAUUUUAAAAUGAGGAUGCCGGCCUCCAGCUUGGUUGAAGUUUUAAGGAAAAGACUCUCUGUCAUGAAUUCAUAGUUUAAGAAGAGACUGUUUAUUUCCACCUUAAAUAUUGCACACAAUGUACAAUAAGGGCACCAGCAGCGGAGAGCAUGUGCUGGCUGAGCCCUGAGCACGCUGUCUUUACUCUGCUGCAGAAGGUUGCGUGGAGAUGGACUCCUCCCUUGAUGGCCUUUUGCUCUCAGCUGAGGGCACCGUGUUGGUUGAUAAUCCCAAAGCUUUGACUGCGAGCAAUGCUGGUCUGAGAAGAAAUCUGAGUCACCUACCAAGGCAGUUAAAAUGAUGUCUGUGUCAUCAAGAGACAGUGAAGAGAUGUGCAGCCAUCGGACCAGCUGUGAUGCAGAACUUGCCAAGGCCCUUAAGACCUUCUAUCACAACAUGAGUGUAGUCAGACAGCAAUUCCUUCAGUUGAAGCACUCCAGGCCACCGGUAAGUGCGAGUUUUGCAAUAGUUUAAGCAUCUGAGGCUGUUUUGUAAUUCUAAGGAAUUUUGUCUUAGCUUUAGGAAUUUGAAAAUGAAGGUAUCAUAGAGUCACAGGAUGGCUGAGGUUGUGCUACAGUCGGUUCCUUACUCUGGAGGGAAACUCAUUGUUUCCACGUGUUUUGCACAGGACCGGAGGUACUGUCUAGGCCUGUAGACUCUGUAGUCUGACACGCAGGUUAAAACCAAGAGCUGAACAGACUCAAAGGGGCAUAUUGCUACAGAAGUGUUUGCCUACCAGGGGAGUUAUACUAUAACCAAGCCUGCUGUAUAUCUACUUAGUGCUCUAAGGCAGUUAUGUUGUCAUCAUCUUGUUCAUAAAGUUGCUUCAGAAUGAUGCAAUUUGGCUUUUAGACUGUGGUUGGCUCGCUAUUCAGCAAGUCUUCCAGAUUGUUUGGCAACAAAGCUAUUACUUACUCAAGCUGGCAAGGGGACUUUAUGGUGUAUAUUGGCUUUCUCAGUAUGACCUUUUCACAAGGGUUGUAACUCUUCCUGUUACUGCUCAAUAGCCCCAUUUCUUGCCAGUGACACUGUAUUGUUCUGAUUUUUCCUACUCUAUAUAACCUUCAGUUAUGCAGGGUAAAAAAAAGUCUUCUAAACUGGUGUAUCAUUUUACACAGUUUUCACUGCUUAAGGUUUUUCUGCACAGAACUAGUUAGAAACACGUAAACCUGAGUUUGCUUUGGCUCCUUAAGUAUUUAGCCUAAAACACAGCUCAAAGUUGGAGAGCCAUCCCAACUUCCCGCAGUCAUUUGAAAGAGCUUGUAUUGAGUACUGUAAAUCUGCAUACAUAAAAGCAGGCUAGGACAUUUCUUUAGAAAACAUUUGUGAUGACCUUUUAGGCCUUUAGACUGUCAUGAACUGUUAUCACCCUAUUGUUUCCUUUGAUAGAAGCUGCCCAUUAUUGUCUCUUACUCUGGCCUAAUUCUUAGCUUACAGAACCACAGUGCAUUUUUGAUAUAACAGUUGUGGGGAUGCUGAUCAAAGUUUUUGAUCUCGGACUAGGAGACUUUAUAGAGCAGAUGUGUAUUUCUUCAGACCUUGGUAUAUCUUUUUCUGCAAUUGAAGAACAAAAUUGUGUAUCAACAAAGAUAUUAAAUGCUUACAGGCUAUUCAUUUCUAAAACUCACUGCUUAAUUUUUGGGUUAUCUAGUAGCAAGGGUGCUUGGUGGUUAUCUCAAGGACAAUACAUGUUGUCAAGUCACAGGAGCUCUUCUGUGCCUACAUUAAAAAUACAUAGCCACUAGGUUAAAGUUAGCUAUGAAGCUAAUACAUAGCUUUUCAGCUUUAAAUGGCUGGUGUCCAGCCUUACUCCUUUAGAUGCUGCUGCCAAGAGAAUGAGUGGUGUAAUUCAUCUAGCCUGGAUAAAGAGCAAAGCUACCCUCCCAAGCACAUCCUUUCAGCUGUGGUGCAUGCCAUUCUUG